AGCAGCGACGCCGCGGUGAAAAAACGAAACUCGCGUCGACAUCGAUCUACUCGUGUGGCGUGCGGACUAUAUUCUUUUUUACGAACGAAAUAUUGAAAUAAACGCGUUUCCCCGUAAUGUAUGUGGUGCUAGUGCAUUAAAAUAUAAUUAAAAACGGUCUGUGCGUGUAAUUCUAAAUAAUGUUACGUCAUUCCCGUGCUUAGUGUUAGUUACUUGGCUUCUGUUAGUGAGAAGUGGUUUUGUGAAGUGACUGAGAAAUAUUCGACAUUAUCACCUCUCGGAACAGUCUGCCGAGCUGUGCAUGAUUCCAGUACGCCAUCAGUGAGGUCCAAACCAUAUUCAACCAGGAGCAAUGGCAGACACGGAUACAGAGACGCUGCCGAACGGCACCGGCCCGCUGUCCACCGAGGAGGAGGAUGAGAGGCUCAAGCAGCGCCCCGCAGACAUCGACGCGGAUGUCCGCGAGAUGGAGCGCCGCAAGCGCGUGGAAGCGCUCAUGUCUUCAAAGCUCUUCCGUGAGGAGCUGGAGCGGGUGCUGGAUCAGCAGAUCCACGAGGGCAAUGAUGCACCGCUACUGCAGCGCAUACGGGAGAUGGUGGGAGGGCGUCUGCACACAGGCAGCUUGAGGGGUCCAACGUGCGUUCUGCCUAUCAACGACAUUCGAGGCAUCGAAGGCGUUGGAUACGAGAAGGGCGAGAAGAUUCUCCGGUGCAAGCUGGCCGCUGUCUACCGUCUAGUGGAUUUGUUCGGCUGGACCCAAACCGGCAUCAGCGGUCAGAUCACGGCGCGGCUUAACACGGCCGUGGAACAGGUGCUGACGACGCCGCGCGGGCUGCUGCCGCACGAGGUGACCGCCUCCUCGCUGGUGAAGGUGGACAUGCAAGGCGUCGUGCAGGACCAGGGCACCACCAAUUUCCCGGUUAACGUUGAAGGGUUCUCGCUGCACGCGUCGGUGCACGCGGCGCGGCCCGACGUGCGCUGCGUGCUGCACGUGCGCUCGCCGUCCGCGCUGGCCGUGUCCAGCAUGCGGCGCGGCCUGCUGCCGCUGUGCAACGAGGCGGCCCUGCUCGGCGAGAUCGCCUACCACCGCGUGCCCUACGGUGCUUUGGAUAACGAGGAACGCGACAAGCUAGUGCGAGCCCUCGGCCCGUCCGCCAAGGUGCUGGUGCUGAGCAGCGGCGGCGCGCUGUGCUGCGGCGCCACCCUCGAGGAGGCCUUCCACCAGGCCCGGAACCUCACCGCCGCCUGCGACGUCCAGCUGCGCCUGGCUUCGCUGCCGCUCGAUGAAUUGACACUGCUCGAUGAGGACACUAGGAGACAGAUCUACGAAGCGUCCCGCAAGCCGCCGUCGGAUGCGAACAAGUGGCGGGUCGGCGGUGAGGAGUUCGAGGCACUGAUGCGAAUGUUGGACAACGCGGGCUUCCGCACCGGCUACAUAUACAGGAAUCCGCUCAUCAAGAACGACGUACCGAAACCCAAGAACGACGUAGAAGUACCGCCGGCCGUCUCCUCGCUGGGAUACCUUCUGGAAGAAGAAGAGCUUUACAAGCAAGGAUUAUGGAAGAAAGGUCAAGGCAAGACCGGCGAGCGUACCCGCUGGCUGAACUCACCAAAUGUCUACCAGAAGGUCGAGGUUUUGGAGACUGGCACCAGCGACCCCAAGAAGAUCACCAAGUGGGUGGGCGCUAACAACGAAGAGUGGGUACAAGACGGCUCGCCGGCGCACUCCAGCACACCGGUCAAGAUAGAUACACUGCAAUUUGUGCCUAAAAACACCAAUCCGAAAGAGUUCAAACAACUACAGCAACAGAUCAAAGACAAUCGUCGUGCGGACAAGAUAAGCGCUGGCCCACAGUCGCACAUCUUGGAGGGCGUGACGUGGGACGAGGCUGCCAAGCUGGUCGGCGAGGACGCUGUCAACACCCACACCGGCGACCACGUCGUGCUGAUGGGCGCCGCGUCGAAGGGCAUCAUCCAGCGCGGCUACCAGCACAACGCCACCGUGUACAGCGCGCCGUACGCACGCAACCCCUUCGACCAGGUCACCGACCGCGACAUCGACGAGUACCGCCGCGUCGUCGAGCGCAAGCAGCGCGGCCACGAGUAUGACACAGACCUGUCAGAGUCGGAGCCGAUAAGCGCUGCCCAAGUGACCUCGCCCGCCAGCCAACCCUCCGACACGGAAGAGGAGUCGCGGGACGAACACCGCGUGUUAAGAAUAGAAACCAAACAAGUACCAAUACGAAGCCAGCCAGAGGUCGUUUUGAGCGACGAUUUCUUGAAUGCCGAGAGGGCGCACGCCGACCGCAGUAGAGCAUCUAGAGAUCCAAGUCUGCUGUUAGAUGAUGAAGUGUUUUAUUCUUCGGAUGUGUCCCGAGUGACGUCGCCGUCUGAGCCUAUCAUAUUACACUUGCAUAAGAAGAUCAUAGCACCCCAACGGGAUCCGAACCUCCUCUCCGACGAUGAGGCCUUCGUCGAUUCCAGCUCCACAAUCUCCACUCCGGCCCCCAAGAUACAAGGGGUUGUGAUCAGGGCACACCAUACUGCUGUACAGCAGACGGUCGUCAGAGGUGAGCACACGGUGAACGGCGACCACUCAGACGCGCAUCAAAGCACCUUCUCCCAUAGCAGUAAAGAAGGCUCCCCAUCGAAGGAGGUGUCUACCGAGGACUCGCCUAAGAAGGAUAAGAAGAAGAAGAAGGGUCUGCGGACGCCGUCGUUCCUCAAAAAGAAGAAAGAAAAGAAGAAGGACAAGUCCAGCACCCCACAACCCGCCUAGAGUUAAACCCGCAAUCCACACUGCCAUCUCGCUUUGGAAUAUUUGUAAUUUAAAAUUAAGAAAGUCUUCAGAAAUGCCUGUCAUACAGAAAAGCUUACAUGCGGUGGGAUGUAUAUAACGUAGAAUCAAUCGACUUUUGUUUAUCCUGGAAAAAAGAAAAAAAAAGUAGCAAAAAAAAUUAAAUUAAUUUUUAACCUGUACAGAAACAUACUACGCUCAGGUUAGGUUGAGCGUACUCUGUAAAAAUUUCAGAUACGUUGUAAAAAGUACAUUCGUUAAUCAACGAUUGAAUUAAUAAAGAGAAAGAAAGCCGAGCAAAAAUAAUUCGUCAUUAUCAUCAUCAGCCGCCAUCUGCCCACAAUAAUCUAUACUUAUCUACAUUUAAAUGUUGGAAUAUAUUUCGCGCGAAAAUGAUUGUAUUUCAGAUGAAGUGUAUCUGAAUUGCGGCCAAAUAUGACCGAAAUAAGCGUAAGGAAUGUUCGAUCAAAUUUUUUUAUCUAAAAUUUGAUCUUAAAAAGUGACUAAGGGAAUGUUUAUAUGAAGAACUAAGUAUGCCAAUUAAAAAAUCUGUUAUUUACCUUGAGCGUGCGCUAAAAAUAUAAUUGGUAUGAGAUUUUUAAUGUAAUUUAUUUAAGUUUUAUGUUUUAACAUGUUUCAAUUAGUACAAAUAAACAAUAUUAUAUUAACUAAGUAAGUUCUAUUUUAACUGAGUACAAUAAUCUAUAAGACUAGUCCACUCAACAAUUCGCAUGUUUUGCUCAGUUCUUUUUUCCAGGAAAAACCGAUGGUCGAUUUAAUAAAAUGUAGAACGAAAAUCAACUGUUUCCAUAACCGAUUACUGUUUCUAAAACAUUUAUUUGUUGAAUAUUAAUAUAAUACACUUGCGAAAAAUAUUUUAAACACAUAUUUCCUAUUUGCAAGAAUCUUAUAAACAAAUUGAGUAUGCACAGUGAUAUAUUUUUCAAGUGAAACUCCACGAAUUUUUCCUCACCUUUUCCGUUGUCUUGUAUCUUUCUAGCACCUUAAUUGAAGAAGCUGAGAGAUGCUAUACAGCGAUGAGUUAUCUACUGUCUCUUUUGCACUUAGGGGUGACAAUUUUUAAGGUUAAAUUUAUCGUCUUAAAUUCUUCACUUUCCAAACUUAAUUUUAUAAGAUUCUUGCCCACUUCUCAAUGUAAUAUUCGACAUAAAAACGUUAUAACCAUGAAAUUAAAUUUCAUAGCUCUCUGUAACCACUUAAUUCGACAGUUCUAUGUAAGAUUUAGCCCACCUAUUGGCAUUGGGUUGCUACUGUUUGCGCUCAGGCAGAUUUCGCUCAGGCAGAUCGUACUGAACUCUCUUAGAUAGCACGUAUAUGUACAUAAUGUAAGUUUUUUUUUCAGUUAAUACUCAAACUGGAAAAGAGGAAUCAUCGCCGCGUCACCUCUAAAUCGUAUUUCUGCUGCCAAAUAAAAAUAGACUUUAUGCAAAGUCGAUCAAAGUUCAUUUUUGUCCUGUCCGUGAUUCAGCUGUACUUGCAUGGGGAAUAUGUUAGUGCAAUCACAGAUAUAAGGUGCUUGGUAGUGGUAACGAAUUGGCAUACCGUGGUCAAUGCAUUCUGUAUUGUCUGUGGUAUUCUUCAAGUGACGGUUAUCACUUUUCCGACUGAGCAUUGGCUGAAACAUACCAUCUGUACGUGAUAUCUCUGACAAAAAGUUAGGGAGAAUUUAAUUCUAUAUAAAAGCACACGAUAAGCUUGUUUACUCACCGAAGUUCGCUCGCUAAUUUACCAAUUUUCAAUUUAAUAUUGGUAACGGAGUGGAUGGUGAUUAGGUGCUAGAUCUCAGUCUCAAUGCGUCUCAGAAUAAGGAAUAAAUUAGAAUGUGUAACAGGUUUGGGGCCAAUCUACUUUGCUAAGUCCUACAAAUCAGUUUUAUGUUUAGAAAACAUGAGUCGAACAUGCGUGCAAUUAUUCUAUGCAUAUUUUGUACUAGAAUAAUGGUCAAGUAUAUAAUUUUAUGAUCUAGAGGUAUUUACCAUAUCUAUCAUCAUCAUUAGGGUUGUCAGAAAGAAAAAAAUAAACAUAGAGUAUAUAAAACUACGUCUCUCUGAUGACCCUGGUGGAGUAGCGGUUUAAUACACUGUCCUAUCCCGCGAUAAAAGCAGGUUUUGAUAUUCGCUUAAUUAUUUUAUUUUAUAAAUAUAUUUCUUAUUUAUAUUUAGAUUUUUUUUUAAAUUAUCCAUAAUAGUAAUCUAUGCUUAAUUGGCAAUAAAUAUAUUUAUUUCUUAAGACAAAAAGGUAUUAUAGUUACUGUAUAUGGGACAGGAAAAAAAAUCCGGAUAUUUGGCAAGCCUACGAGGCUAUUUGAGGUCGCACGCUCCUAAUUUGUUCCAUAUUCUGAUAUAUACGUACAGAGAUUGGCUUAGAGUAUAGUAUAAUAAUACUCAAGUAUCCCCCCCCCCCGCGCUGAGUACGUUCUGAGCACCUGAGCAGACUCUGUUUGGAGUAUUAGCGUGUAAGAGCUAUUGAUUAAUUGUAAACGGCCAAGAGUUUUAUUUAUUCUGACACUCAGAUUGGUAAAAAUAUAUAGAAUCUCAAUGCAGAAUAAUUGUGGAGCCACUAAACUAUGCUCGACUAAAGGCGUACUGGUCAGUUGUCAAAAUAAAAGAAAAAAUAACGCAGUGUUGCCAGUGGUAAGUUUUAAAAGUUACUAAGUAAUACUAUAUUGUUUAAAACGUGGUACUUUUUUUUUAUUUUAUUGUCUUAUUUUGACGUUAAUAGAUAAUAUUUUAAUAUAGAUAUGUUAUUCUGACGUGAUUGUAUGACUGUUUAUGUACCCAAUUUAUUAAAAUAUACAAAAAUGACAUUUCCCAACUGACACUUGAAAGAAAUGUCUCCAGAUUAUUAUUCUGUAUUGUUGUUUCUAUAUCUUUUUAUUAGUCUGUGAUUUGACAUUAAAAUUAUCACUUGUUUGACUUGCCAAUCGAGUUUGUUUCGAUUUGUUUUUUUUUUUUUUUCAUUUACAUCUACUUAUGACUUAUGGUUAUUUUUAAUUUUCUCACUGUUUUAUGCGGUUUAACUGGAAAGUUUUGGUAUAGAAUGCUUAUUUUCCCGUUAUAAUGGUUUUCAUUGACUAUACAACAAGAUGUCGCCAUCACGAUGCGUUCCUAAUUUAAAAUUAAAUUCUUUUUAAAAAUAAUUUCCUUUUUUAAUGAGUAGAGGCAUAGAAAGAGGUUAAUAUAAACUAAAAAAUAAACUUCGAAGAAAUGAAAUGUAAAUUGAGACUUCUAAUUAUUUUAAAAAUCGAUUACUAAAAAUGAAAAAUAUUCUUUAAAAACCGAAUCAGUUCUAAUAUAUACUUGAACAAGUAAAAACACCAAUAUUUUUCAGCUAAACUGCAACGAAUCAGACUUUGGUGCAUUCUAGAGUGUAACUGGCAUGUGAUGCUUAUGUUAGAGGGCCUGACCACUACACGACGCCCUCGCGCCAUUCGUGCUUUUAAAAAAUAAAAUUGUCUACAUUAUAACAUUUUAUAAUAAAAAAAAAAGUUUCUUUUUUAACAUGUAUAUCUCUAUUUUUUUUUAUCUAAUUACGCCGGAAGUAAAAUAAAAAAAAAGUUUCUUUUUUUUUUAAUUAAGUUACUUUUAUAAUAAGAUAUUAUAACGUAGACAACAAUUAUUAUAAUUAAUAUAAACAAAAUAUAAAAUACGUUAGCACUAUAAAUCUAAGAAAUUAUCGGCUAGCCUACGUUUACUAGAUUUUUAACUUAUUUCCUAUUUUUUGUCGGGCAUUUUCCCGCGUUAAUUGGGCGCUUGUAUUAUUUUUUUUUUUUAUCGUUCGAUAAUUCGUAUACAUUCUUAAAUAUUUUUUUUUAAAUGCAUGUCGCUUUAAGAGGACUUUUCUUGUUAUUCUUUAUUUAAAUAUGCCGCUAUUUAUUAUUGGCCAGUGAUGAUGGGAGAUUUGAAAUUUUUUUUUAUUGUUGUUAUAUGCAAAGAUGUAUAGUUUUAAAUAUUUUUAAACUGACUACAUCUCCGUUUUAUAUUUAUGAAGAUUUAAAAAAAUCAAUUUGUUUAAGAAUGUAAUCAUGUUUUAGCUUCGAAAUCGCUUGUUAUUCUUAUGAAAAAAAACCGCGCCCAGUUAAGUCUAUUUUAGUAGCUACAGCAUGUUGUUACUGGGUCCAUUACUAUAUAUUUGUGUAAUAAAUGUGCAUUUUUUUUUUUAUAUUUUAUUUUUUAUAAUUAAUUUUCUAGACGGACCCUUAUCAAUUUGACAUUACCUAGAAUGAAAUCUAGUGUCUUUUAAAAUGACAAGUUGAUUGUAUUACACUUCUUUUUUUUUUCAAUAAAUUAUUAACACUGGCUUAUUGUAUCUAUUACGAAAUAAAUUAAUAGUUUUAAAUAU
Molecule: messenger RNA, 7159 nt
Organism: Galleria mellonella (greater wax moth)
Lineage: Eukaryota; Metazoa; Arthropoda; Insecta; Lepidoptera; Pyralidae
Gene: hts
Product: protein hu-li tai shao
Exons: 23
Coding region: 353-2779 (808 amino acids)
Cellular component (GO): cytoskeleton; plasma membrane; postsynaptic density
Molecular function (GO): actin filament binding
Source: RefSeq, a predicted model, not a curated record